Punica granatum (pomegranate) is the source of this 1564-nucleotide messenger RNA. The record is from RefSeq and is a predicted model, not a curated record. Lineage: Eukaryota; Viridiplantae; Streptophyta; Magnoliopsida; Myrtales; Lythraceae.
CACGACAACUGAGAGCUCAGAACCCCAUCCGAGGAGGACGAGGAAGAUUAAGGAAGGAGGAACCAGUACGAGGUGUAUCAUUUUCUAUCUACUUCUUCUUCAUUCAUCCAUGGAAGGCAGCAGGUCAGGAACUGCAGGAAAGCCCAUAAAAUGCAAAGCGGCGAUCUGCAGGAAAGCAGGGGAGCCUCUGUCCAUCGAGGAGAUUGGGGUUGACCCACCAAAGGCCUGGGAGGUUCGGAUCAAGAUCCUCUGCACUUCCCUCUGCCACACUGAUAUCACUUCCUGGAAGCAGAAUGUAGAGCCAUUUGCGAUUUUUCCUAGAAUAUUCGGACACGAAGCCAUUGGAGUGGUGGAGAGCGUGGGGGAGAACGUCGACGAGGUGAAGGAGGGAGACACGGUGCUGCCGGUGUUCCAUCCCAACUGCGGGGACUGCAAGUCCUCGAAGGGCAACGGCUGCUCCGUCUACAUGAGGCGGCCGGGCCUCACCCAUUACAUGCCCCGGGACUGGACCAGCCGCUUCAGGGGAUUGGACGGCCAGGUGAUUUACCACUACCUCAGGGUCUCCAGCUUCUCCGAGUACACGGUGGUGGACGUUGCUAACAUCGUGAAGAUCAACGGUUUGUACCCCGUUGACCGGGUCUGCCUGCUCAGCUGCGGCGUGUGCACCGGAGUGGGAGCCGCGUGGAAGGUCGCAGGGGUGGAGGAAGGGUCCACAGUGGCCAUAUUUGGGCUCGGAUCCGUUGGGCUUGCGGUUGCGGAGGGGGCAAGACUACGGGGAGCUUCCAAGAUUAUCGGAGUCGAUCUUAAUCCCGAGAAGUUCGAGAUAGGAAAGAAGUUUGGGAUCACAGACUUCAUCAACCCUUCCGACUGCGGAGACAAACUAGUCAGUGAGGUCAUUAAAGAAAUGACAAAUGGGGGUGCAGACUAUUGCUUUGAAUGCAUCGGGGUGGCUUCUGUGAUGGCAGAUGCAUUUGCUAGCAGCCGCGAGGGGUGUGGCGAGACGGUCAUUUUGGGAGUCGAGACGCGAGGGACGCCAUUGAGCCUCAACCCUUUCGAGCUUCUCGGGGGCAAGACUGUAACUGGCUGUUUAUUUGGGGGCUUAAAACCAAAAAUUGACAUUCCCGUCCUCGCUCGUAAAUAUUUGGAGAAGGAGCUGAAUUUGGAUGACUUCAUAACACAUCAUCUGAGCUUCCAAGAGAUCAACAAAGCCUUUGACUUGCUGCUUGAAGGAAAAAGCCUCCGUUGCAUCAUGUGGAUGGAUAAAUAGCUCCCGUUUCUCGAUCGACAAUAUCGCAUCCACUCGACCAUACUAUUCACUAUCAACCAUUCUCUUGGAAUUGCUCAUCUUAUCGAGAAUAUGAAAUCUCAUUUCCCUAAAUCACAUGGUCGUGAAUAUGUAUGGUUGGUUUAACAUAACAACUUUCGCACAAAACUCUAAUAUCAAUUAAAGUACUAUAUUUUAGUACUUACCAUUGUAAUUAUUUUAAUCCCAUAUCAACCAUUAUACAUAUGUAAUAUAAAUAUUUGGAAAUCAUAAAGAAAAUGAUUUUUUUUUAUUUGGAUA